Limulus polyphemus (Atlantic horseshoe crab) is the source of this 2466-nucleotide messenger RNA. Its product is annotated as heat shock factor protein-like. The transcript has 12 exons. NCBI's taxonomy places the organism in Eukaryota, Metazoa, Arthropoda, Merostomata, Xiphosura, Limulidae. The coding region runs from base 119 to 1948 and encodes 609 amino acids. The record is from RefSeq and is a predicted model, not a curated record. Gene Ontology annotation, molecular function: DNA-binding transcription factor activity; sequence-specific DNA binding. Gene Ontology annotation, biological process: regulation of DNA-templated transcription.
AGUAGCUUGGGUUUUUCUAUUUCAAUAAACCGCUAGGAAAUACUAUACAGAAGUACUUGUAUCUGCAGUUAUAACUUACAAUUUACAAUCUGUAGUACUUAUACUAUAGAACGUUUAGAUGUUGCCAGCAUUGCAAUACAAAACUCUUCCUAAAAACCAAAUAGAAUCAAAUGUACCUGGAUUUCUCAUUAAACUUUGGAAACUAGUUGAUGAUCCUAGCUGCGAUGACUUAAUUACCUGGAGUGAGGAUGGAAUGAGCUUCAUCAUAAUUGACCAGGCACAGUUUGCUAAGGAUCUCUUACCAAAGUAUUUUAAACACAACAAUAUGGCAAGCUUUGUUCGGCAGCUGAACAUGUAUGGAUUUAGAAAGAGAACAAGUCUGAAGCAUGGUAGCCUACGAGCAGAAAAAGAUGAGCUAGAAUUUUAUCACAGAUUUUUUCUCAGGGAACAGGAAGAUUUGCUUGAAAAAAUAAAAAGAAAGACAACAACAUCUAAAGCUUUUGACAGUACUCAAGAAAUGACUAAGAUUCUACAAGAAGUUUUGUUUGAUGUGAAAAAUAUCCAUGGGAAACAAGAUAACAUGAAUUCACUGCUCUCAAAAAUGAAGAAGGAAAAUGAGUUCUUAUGGAAAGAAGUGGCUGUUCUGAGAGAAAAACACCUAAGGCAACAACAAAUUGUAGAUAAGCUGAUUCGGUUCUUAGUUACUUUGGUUAAGACAAAUGGAGUCCCUGGAAUUAAACGAAGCCUUCCUCAGGUGUUAAGUAAUGAAACUCCCAGCAAAACACCUAGAUAUUCCAAAGAUUUUACCAAUGGAGAACCAAGCAGGUCUAAAAACAGUACUUUGACAAUACGUGAUGUCACCGAUUUCCUCGACGGAGGAGUUGUCAGUCAAGACCCUCAUCCUAUUGUUACUUCUCCUGAGACCAUUUCUCCAGAUAAUGUGACCUCACCUGAUGAAACAGUAUGUUUUUCUCCAGAUAACCUUGAGACUUUAACUAACUGUGAUUCAGUGGAUCCCAAAUCAAUUCAAGGAGCUGAUACUAACUCUGAAGGUAUACUUGAACCUUACCUUUCUGAUGCCCAUUUAGAUAAACCUGAAUUAUUUGAUGCAAAUGAACCAGAACCAAGCACAUGUGCCAUCAGUUCUACACUAAAUACUCCAUCUCCACCUCAUGUUUCUUCUCCCGUUUCUUUACUUUCAAGUCCCGACAGUAUGGUUUGUUGUACUUCAUUACCAACCCCUGUCUGUGUGGAGUCGAAUAACAACAGCAAUCAACAUGAAGAUGGGGGUGUUGUACAAAGUGUCACAGAAAAAAAUAAGUCAUCUAACCAAGAGAAAGAGCUUCAGUUGUCAAUAUCUGAACCCGUGAAGUUGAGACAAAACUUCACUGACUACUUAGAAGAUAUUGAGACUGAACUUGAUUGGUUCCAAAAGAUACUGUCACAAGAUUCUUUGAAUAUUGAUGCAAGUAGACUAAAUGGGACCAUUAGAAAUCUUUUGAUGCAGAAUACAGAACAAGAUGCAAAUAACAGCAAGAGGCAGAAUAGCAAAGUAUUCAGUGAUGAUGCCAAGUCUACAAACACAAAACUGGAUUCAAAGAAGAAGAAUAAAGAUGUUUCAAAUGAGAUAAAAGGAAAUGAAUUGGUUCAGUACAACCCUGCACUCGUAGCUGGCAGUGACAGCUCAGACAACUUGAUUACUCUAUUGUAUAAUCUUUCUUCAGACACCACACCAGUAACUAGUAAUAGCUCUCAGACGUCUGAACAAUCUGCAGUCACAACGUUGGCCAACAAUGGAAAUCUUGACUUUCCCAUUGCCACUGAAGCUGACAUCAGUUUUCCUGAAGUUUCACUAAGCGAAAGUUUUACUGAAGUACCACCUUUGGGAAUCGAUUCCUUUCUUUAUGAUGGUGUCUUGUUUAGUGAUGAUGAAAGCUCAGUGUUGUAAAGUACAUCUAUGUUAUGUAUGACUCCCUCCUCCCAAUAAAAGAAAAAAAAAAUCCAAUGUAGGGUUUAGGUUAAUAUAAUAGUCUCACCCCAUCUUUCACUUUGUUAUAAUGUAAAAGAUCCUGUCACACUGUUGUUUUGAAAGGUUUUAUCUCGGGUAUAAAUGAUUAGGAGGUUUAUCAUAUUCCACAAAAGACCUCUGUAUUGCUAACAGUUUUAAAUACUUUCAUUAGAUAAAUCACAGCUGACAUUUAAAAGUUUUUGGUAAUAAGUAUAAAUAGUUUUUUUAUAGUGUUUCUGUAAUGCUCAGGCUUUCUGAUACUAAUAAAAUGGGUGUUGUUGUUGUUUUACUUUACAGAGAAAAAACUGAAAGAACUGAGGUGGUGAGAUUGUAAAUUUGAUUUAUAACAAUACUAAAUGUAGCAGUGAUGAACUAAUGUAAAUAACAAGUUAAUUGAGGUGUGAUACUCUCACCGUAGAAGUGCAGGAAAAGUUUAAUAAAGAAUUAAACUCUCUGAA